This is a messenger RNA of Dacryopinax primogenitus, 394 nucleotides long. RefSeq lists its product as uncharacterized. The record is from RefSeq and is a predicted model, not a curated record. Bases 56 to 382 code for a protein of 108 amino acids. The transcript has 2 exons. NCBI's taxonomy places the organism in Eukaryota, Fungi, Basidiomycota, Dacrymycetes, Dacrymycetales, Dacrymycetaceae.
GUCGUCUGUCGCGGCAGAUUCCGUUUCCGUGAAGAUCGAAUCCGUCUCUUCCCCGAUGUGCGAAAAUACAGAUGAUCCAUCGAUGGAGCCUUUUCGAGGCACUGCAGGCACCGAUUCCCGGAUACUCGCAACAGUGCCGAGAGCGGCUCGAGAUGACUCGGCGACCUUCAGACCAGAAAUCAAAGACGGGUACCUGCUCUCAGACUCCAAAUCUUCCAGUCGAAGAGUAUUGGCCGAUUCCACAUGUAAUGUUGUCCCGUUCUCUCCACCAUCGUCACUUGGUGGUCGUAUAGUCGCCAAUGUUGGAAAACAUCGAUUCGCGGGGUGUCGACACUGUAGUACCCUGCUUCAGGCUCAUGGCAAGGUCUUUGUCCACGGGUAACAUAGGGUAUAC